UUCUGUGCAGAAAGGAUUUCGACUGUACUGUUCACAUUUCUUGUCAGCUUUCUCCCUCGAAAGUCGCAAUGUAUAAUUUAAACGCGUAAAGUGUAUAUAAUAUGAGCAGAAUUAUCUUCAUAUCAGGUUAGGUUCAGAAAGUGUACCAUAAUACCGACACAAAGCACAGUACUUACGUGUGGAAACACUUAUUUACAUUGCUUGCAAAUUGAAUUGUAUUGGAUUUAUCAGAUACAUUUAUUAAAUAUAUAUGUGUAUUAAUGCAUAGAUGUUAAACAUAUGUAACACAAUUAGCGAUCAACUGUAUAACAUUUUAUGACAAUAAUUUUGCAACAAAAUGUGGAACGUAAUGUUGACGAGAUUUUUUAGUACAGUUGUUAAAAAUCAAAGAGUGCAGAUCUAUAAGCAUUGGACCUUAAGUACAGCUGUUUUUAAAACAAACAGCAUGUGUACUGACACUUUUGAUACGAAUCUUCUCUCCCCAGAGGAAAAGGAGAAAAUACUCCGAGUAAUAAAUAACAAAUCUGUGAAGGAUUUACUACAGUAUUCGAUUACCGAGAAGCGUGCACAGAAAUUAGAAUCGUAUCGUGCGAAUAAAGGAUCAUUUGAAUCAUGGGAAGAGUUGUUACAAGUAAAUACGAAUAACAAAUGGGUAUAUAACUUUUACAAGUCAAUUAUUAUUGGCAAGAAAAAGAAAAAGCCUAAAAAGAUUUUGCAGGGCUUGGUCGCAACGCCGCAAAAUACUGAUCAAAAGGAUGUCAACACGGUGUUAGGCAUAUACGUAGGAUCUGAUAUCAUAAGUUGGACAUUAUUGAACCGCAAUUGCGAAGUAUUGCAGUGGACCUAUAAAUCUUUUCCACAAAAAGAGAAGAAAGAAAAUAUUCAUUCUUUACUCCAAGCAACAAUACCAAUUGCUAGAAAACUGCCGAAGGCUGAUCGGUAUAUAAUGCAAGAAAUCAGCGGUGAUGUGGGCCGUAUACAAAACCGUCAUUUUUAUCAAAACUUUGUUCAGCGGUCUGUAAGAGGCGCUAUCAUUUUGUCACAUCUGACAAUGUUGGAUAGUAAAUUUAACGACACUACAGUAGAGUUUGUGGCAAACAACAUCUUUACACUUCGGCAGAGUGUAUUACGAAAACUCUACGGACUUGCAAUGGGCAACGAGACUAUUUCCACGAGAUACGUGUUGGAACAGUUACUGCAAGAAAACCAGGAAGUGAUAAAAACAAAGGAACCAAAAGUGUUAAUAGGACCGGAAUUAAUAGAUAUGUAUCACGCACAAAGUUCUAUUUGUCAAGAACAGAUUGGUUGGCCGUUAUUAAUAGCGUUAGCCUUCGUAGAAUUAAUCGUACAUAAGAGAACUGAUAUGAUCCUUCGUGAAUCUUCUCAAAGAUUAUUAAAACAUGAUGUUACUUGUUAUUAAUUUAAUAGCAAUGCCAAAAGAGUAAUUUUACUAAGAAAACAUUGUUAAUGAAUAUAUUUUGUGAACAGAUCGCUUAUAGCUUAUAGUAUGAAUAGAGAAUAGUUUUUUUGUUAUUUUUUCAAUUUAUAUAUGGCAGAAAAGGAAUAGCAACUCCGAAACAAUUCCAAAUAAAGUCUGCUAUAUUUGGAUCAUUGUAAUCAAGACAAGAAAUCGUAUAAAACAGAACAAAUCUGUCAAUUAUAAUUAUUUAGAUAUAAUGCUGUAAUGAAGUAAAUUUAUAUAAUGAAAAUGUAUGGAUAAAAAAGUUUGCAUUUUUGUUUUCUAACACUGUUCAGGUUAAUACCAAUCAGUAUCAUUUAUAUAUGUUCCAUAUUAUAUAUGAUUGAUUCUACAUUUAAUUUUGCAAAUUUAAUGGAUGUAAAUUAGUAAAGGGAUAUUGACAAUUCUCGCAAUACGCAAAGCAUUCAUCUUCGUAUUUCAUUUCAAAUAAUUUAUUUGCGUAGUGACGAGAAUCGAAAAGUGUGCGUAAACGUUAUACCAAUAAUAAUAAUAAUAAUAAUAAAUACAAUAGACUUCUGUACA
Molecule: messenger RNA, 2002 nt
Organism: Wasmannia auropunctata (little fire ant)
Lineage: Eukaryota; Metazoa; Arthropoda; Insecta; Hymenoptera; Formicidae
Product: transcription elongation factor, mitochondrial-like
Exons: 7
Coding region: 338-1420 (360 amino acids)
Biological process (GO): transcription elongation by mitochondrial RNA polymerase; mitochondrial transcription
Cellular component (GO): mitochondrial nucleoid
Molecular function (GO): DNA polymerase processivity factor activity
Source: RefSeq, a predicted model, not a curated record